GCCGAAGACCAGCCACAUAUCCAACCUUCCAAGACUAACUUUCUCCUCUUCUUCCUCGGUGAAUGCUCAGAUCAUAACUAUAAUACUCCCAUUUCUUCCUUGACUUGAGGACCUUUUCUUUGAUCCUCCAUACUCCGGCUCCUUCUGCUUUUCCUUUGAGCAAGCCAUACCGUCAAUAUGUCGGUGCAAAACAUCCACCUCCAGCCGCGCAUGGUCAAGAAGGGCCCCUUCUCGGUCGAGGCGCCCGGGUACGAGCGCGUACCCGGUGAGACAAUCCCCCGUCGACACCCCAAGGCCAAGGACGGCCUUAUUACGACCCUCGAAGAUGUCUCUACCACCUACGAGAAUAUGCGCCGAUCCGCUCGCGUCUUUGGCAACUCCAAAGCUGUCGGCAGUCGCCAGCUAAUCAAAACCCAUGUGGAGAACAAGAAGGUCAAGAAGAUCGUGGAUGGUGUUGAGCAGGAGGUCGACAAGAAGUGGACCUAUUUCGAAAUGAGUGGUUAUACCUACAAGUCUUUCCUCGAGUAUGAGAAGCUCUGCCUGGAGCUUGGUAGCGGUCUCCGCAAGCUGGGCUUCGAGAAGGACAGCAGAAUCCACCUCUUCGGUGCGACAAGCGCACACUGGCUGGCCAUGUCACACGGCGCUGCCUCUCAGUCCGUGACCAUUGUGACCGCAUACGAUACCCUAGGCGAGGAGGGCCUAAAGCACUCUAUCGUUCAAACCGGCAGCACUGCCAUCUUCCUCGACCCCGGCUUGCUGAAGUCGCUCAUCAGCAUCCUCCGCAGCGUGCCCUCAAUCAAGCACAUUAUCUACAACACCGACACGGAAAUCGACCAGAAGCUUCUUGAUCAGUUACACAGCGAGUUUAUCCACAUCAACGUGCAGAGCAUCGAGGAUUUGCGCAAGCAGGGCGAGGAGAACCCCGUGGAGCCUGUUCCCCCCAAGCCGGAGGACUUGUGCUGUAUCAUGUACACCUCGGGCACAACAGGCCCACCGAAGGGUGUGCCAUUGACCCAUGCUAACGUGAUCGCUGCUACUGCUGGUGUUCACGCCGUCAUCGGUCCCUGCAUCAACCACACGGACUCCCUCCUGACCUACCUUCCUCAAUCUCACAUUCUGGAAUUCAUGUUUGAGAACCUGUGCUUGUUCUGGGGUGGUACCAUGGGAUAUGGAAACCCCCGAACAUUGUCCGAUGCCUCUAUGCGGAACUGCCUGGGCGACAUCAAGGAGUUCAAGCCUACCGUUCUGGUCGGUGUUCCGGCCGUGUGGGAGUCAGUGAAGAAGGGUGUCUUGGCCAACCUAAACAAGGCCAGCUUCCUGGUCAAGGGUAUGUUCUGGGGUGCCAUGUCAGCCAAGAGUUUCCUCAUGAGCACCGGCUUCCCUGGCUCGAGCCUGGGUGCCUCGGUUUUGGACGCCGUUGUCUUCAAAAAGCUAAAGGAGGCAACCGGAGGCAGACUCCGUGUCGUCAUGAACGGUGGUGGCCCCGUCUCCAAGGACACCCAGAAGUUCUUGUCCAUGGCUAUCGCCCCCAUGGUUAGCGGUUACGGUCUAACCGAGACCUCUGCCAUGGGUGCCCUGAACGACCCCUUGGCCUGGAACCCCGAUGCUUUGGGUGAGGUUCCCGCCUCGAUCGAGGUCAAGCUUGUUGACUUCCCCGAUGCUGGAUACCUGACCUCGAACAACCCCCCCUCAGGUGUGACCUCGGGCUACUACGACAAUGAGGAGGAGACCAAGGCUGCGAUCACUGAGGAUGGCUGGUUCAUGACUGGUGACAUCGGCGAGUUCGAUCGCAACGGCCACCUUAAUAUCAUUGACCGCAAGAAGAACCUGGUCAAGACCCUGAACGGUGAAUACAUCGCUCUUGAGAAGCUCGAGUCUGUCUACCGCUCGUCUCCUGUGGUUGGCAACAUCUGUGUCUACGCUGCUCAGGACCAAGACAAGCCCGUUGCAAUCAUUGUCCCCGUCGAGGCGACACUGAAGAAGCUUGCCCACGAGAACGGCGUCAAGGGUGACACCCUCGAGUCCCUCGUUCACGACGAAAAGCUCAACAAGAUUGUCUUGCAGCAGCUGCAGGCCACCGGCCGCGCGGGUGGCUUGAGGGGCAUUGAGAUUAUUAACGGUGUUGUGCUAUCCGACGAUGAGUGGACCCCGCAAAACGGCUUCAUGACCGCUGCGCAAAAACUCCAGCGCAAGAAGAUUCUCGCUCGCUACGAGUCCGAAAUCAGCAAGGCCUACGGCAAGAAAUAAAAGAAGCGUGUCAAGCUUCAUUUGGAUUCCCUAGUUUCAUGCUUGUUUUUUUCUUCUAUUUUAUUUUCCCUGCUGUAUUUGCUUGCGCUUUGAGACCCUCUCUGUUAUUUUUCACUCCAAUUUAUGAUUGCCUUUCUCUCGACUCUUGCUCUUAUUGAUAUUUUUUUAUUUCUGCCACCAUGUAGACAAUAUAGUAACUAAUCAAUGUGGACAUGAACUGA
Messenger RNA from Penicillium samsonianum, 2468 nucleotides. It is a transcript of the gene faa4, whose product is annotated as long-chain fatty acid-CoA ligase FAA1. The transcript has 7 exons. Gene Ontology annotation, biological process: long-chain fatty-acyl-CoA metabolic process; long-chain fatty acid metabolic process. Gene Ontology annotation, cellular component: endoplasmic reticulum; plasma membrane; lipid droplet. Gene Ontology annotation, molecular function: long-chain fatty acid-CoA ligase activity. Lineage: Eukaryota; Fungi; Ascomycota; Eurotiomycetes; Eurotiales; Aspergillaceae. The coding region runs from base 178 to 2247 and encodes 689 amino acids. The record is from RefSeq and is a predicted model, not a curated record.